AUGGGCGCACAUGCCUGUGCCGCUUACCCCCUAGACCAACGCCUCAUAAAAUACGCCAGCCCUUCAGUUGCAGGAAUGCAGAUGCGUGCUGCAGCAGACUGGUGGUGGCUUUUGACGGAGCUUUGCCCCGGGGCGCUCCUCAUCGUCCAAGUCAAGUGCGCGGCCUCCCACCGCCGAUCUUCAUGCCGAAAACCCUAUGGAUAUGCGGUGAUGUCCGUGUUCGUCAAGACCGAGAAGGAGAGACCGAGAAGAUGCUUCCUCUGUGUCGGAAAGGCGCUCUCCUUGGCACCGGAUGAUCCGGAAGCACAAGACCUCAUUCAUGAAUUCUACACGUCCGGGGAUUUGAGUAAGCACUUCCGGCGUAAACACUUGUCGAAUCUGCGGGACGGCGACGAGAUCGAAUGUCAGGAUCAAUAG
Messenger RNA from Ilyonectria robusta, 417 nucleotides. RefSeq lists its product as uncharacterized. NCBI's taxonomy places the organism in Eukaryota, Fungi, Ascomycota, Sordariomycetes, Hypocreales, Nectriaceae. Bases 1 to 417 code for a protein of 138 amino acids. The record is from RefSeq and is a predicted model, not a curated record. The transcript has 3 exons.